AUGGGUGGUCAUCACACUAACUACUUAUCGAAAGCGCUGUUGUGCGCCUGCGGCCGGCAGCUGGCUCGGGGCUGGCCCAGGUCCCGCACCCUCGCACGUCUCUGCCCUUCUCACGGCCCUCCGCGCCCGCCUAAGCCGAGGGGAGGCGGAAGGCCGCGCCGUGCCACCGCCCCUAGCCGCAGCUGCAGGCGGGGCCCGCUGCGGGCGGGCGCGGCCACGUCGGAGCAGGCGCUGGAGGAACUCUCGGCCCUCGCCGCCAUCUACUGCGAGCCGGGCGCCUGCGAGGUGCUGGCGACCUCAGAAACAGAUGGAGUCACAUUUAGGAUUCAAAUCAGCGUGAAAGAGCUACUGGAUGCAGAUAUACUUUUAAAGCUGCUGUUUCGUUUACCAGUCAAUUAUCCAUCAACUCUACCAGAAAUUUCUGUUAGCUCAGACCAGCUUACAAGGGCCCAGUGUAUGGACAUAAAAGAUAAAUUACUUGAACAAGCAAAGAAGCAUCUUUCUGAACCCAUGGUGCAUGAACUGGUUCUUUGGAUACAGCAGCAUCUUAAGUAUAUCAUUAAGCAACCAGCAACAGUUUGCAAUGAAAAAACCACUUUGUCAAAAGGGGCAAGUACAGAGGAUGCUGUCUGGAUGCUCCUUUUGCAUUUAGAUCACAUGAGAGCGAAGGCAAAAUACGUCAGAACUGUGGAAAAAUGGGCUUCAGAUCUAAAACUGACUGGAAGACUGAUGUUCAUGGGCAAGAUAAUAUUGAUUCUUCUUCAGGGUGACAAGAGCAACAUUAAGGAGUACUUGAUUCUUCAGAAAACUUCUAAGGUAGAUGUGGACUCGAGCGGAAAGAAAUGCAAAGAGAAAAUGAUUAGUGUACUGUGUGAGACAAAAGUACAGUCACAGCAUAAAAGAUUUCAGAUGUUUGAAGUCAAAGAAUAUUCAACGCUGGAUGAGCUACAAAAGGAAUUUGAAACUGCAGGACUUGCAAAUCUCUUCUCUGAGUUUGUGCCUCCUCUCUUAAAAUAAAAAUAAAGCACUGGACUCCAUGAGAAAAGUAGUAUUUGACUGCAGAUUCUUCUGGGAAAUAAAGACUAUUUUGACAAGCAAACUUAUCUACAAAAAAAGAAAAAGAAAAAAACAACCAGGAGUUGCAAUAAUGAGAAAGCAACAUAUAUGUUAAGAAUUGAUUUUUUGACUUCUGUGCAUACUAUAACUUUUUCAGAAGAAUGUGGAAUUAAUUAUGAUAUUUGCAUGAUAAAUAUGAAAUAUUAGGAGAAAACAGUGUUACAAUAAUAAUCUUUCAAUUGAACUGUUUUACAGUCCUGAUUUUCAAUGCUUUGUUUUUCAUCUCUUGUGAUGGUGGUCUUCCAUAAUGGCUUGCUAGAAAUUGUGACUAAUUUCAUUUUGGAAGCCUAUGUAAAGGUAUUUUUCUAAAAAGCAUAGCAAACAGAUCUUAGCAUGAGAGGACAGCAUACACUUAACAACCUUUAGGUGUUUGUCUGCUAACAUUUCUUUCUCUAUUUACUUGAAUCUAUAAAUACUUGAAUGUUGAUUUAAAGAAAGAGCUCAUGUGACUUCGGAUGUAAAAAUCCUAGAAAUGUUUCUCUUAAUGUUAGUUUUUAUUGUAAAAUGUAUAAAACCGCUGAAGUGGAGAAUUUAAAUUGAUUUAAAAACUGUAUAUCGGCUGAGAUGAAAGCCAGUUGUAGUGUUUUCUUUGGUGGUUGUAUGUCCUCAGCCAGAUCUUUAAAAUCCUCUGGUGUUCUGGAAAUAGAACAGUAAGGAACUUCGUUCCAACCCAUAUCAACAUCUUGGCUGUUUAAGUCUAGCUGGGGCCUCACCCAGCUUGCAUAUAAAUCAGCUGAAUAUUCUUUCUGUUAAUUUUGGGAAUUGAAUGGCAUGAUUUUCCUUGUCACAUGAUCUCAAGUUGUGUAUGACUGCAAAAGUAACUGAGGCAUAUAGUUACGGCCAUCUUUCUUGCAAGUGUAGGUGCAGACUCUUCUCAAACUUCUUCCUCACUACUGUAAAAGCUAUGACAUUUAGCUGCUUUAGAAAAGCCAUUUGUGGGGUAAGCGGUUCCAGUCACACUUGGUUGUAAACUCGUGUUUACAACAUUUUCUGGAACGUUACUUUUACCCGAUGCCUUCUUAUUUAACUCUUUGGACAGGGCUUUUGAAAGAAGCUAUGUGAUUUUUGUAUUCCGGGAGCCAUAGAAAGAAAUACAGAAAACAAUCACAGUGCCAUUAUCACAGGUGACUUUUUUACUUACUAACUUACACUGGUCAAAUAAACAAGUCUAGUGCAGAAAGUACUGUGGUAUUUAUGCUUGAUUUGAUGUGCUUCAGAAGAAUUACAAAUCUGAUCAGCUUGAUACUAUUCAGACAGCAAAGAAGAACAUGAAAACUGAUGUCAGUCUGAUUCUGUCAAAGCAAACGUUUUUGCCUACCCGUCAAUCAGUCACUUAUUUUGAAGGAUAGGAGAGAUAUCUUGUGUUCAGACAAGUAAACAAUAUUUUUAAAGGUUGUUCUUUUGGAAGAAUGUUGCAGCUGUCUGUUAACAGAUGGUAUGUUUGCAUUUAUUGGUAAAAGAGAUGGGUAAGCCUGUGAGCCCCUGGGGCACAGAAGUCAUCGAAAUGCAUGCUGUGGUGCAUGUUCCUCCCUCCAAAGGAAGUGAAGGAGACAUAGAAAUACAAAACGCGAGGAAACGAAGCCAAAGCUCCCGAGAAUUGUUAAGAGGGCAUGUCUCAGUGUCUGAAAAGUAAGUGAAAUAUAUAUACUUACUGGAGUAACACAUUUUACUUGCAAAAAAAGGAAAAAAAAAAAAAAAGAGAAAAAACUGCACAGAAAAAUGUUUUAACAAAUAAAAAGCUAACUUUCUUGUGAAUAUUACAAUAUAAACAAUCUUUGAACAGUUUGUUUAGUAAAGUCUUAUUUCCUGUGGACUGGCUUGUGUCUAAAUUGUAUGCAUGAAACCUUUCCUGUAGGCAAGGCACUCAUGACUGCUUUCCCAGGGGGAUUUCCCUGUGUCUGAUACUGGCUAUGAUCUGCAUAAAUCAUUAAAGGAUCAGUAAUAUUUUUCUUCUCAGUGUGCUACCUGUGUUCAUCAAACCUGUUAGAACAUCCUUCAAUCGUUAACCUCAUUUUACUUGGAAUGAGUAGAAUUUAAAACUUAAAGAAAAAGUGUGGUAAUGCAUGCUUCCUUAUGGGCAGCACAGCCAUGUAACCAUGCCUUGCUGUGGAAGUCAGGCUGUAAUGAAAGCUGUAGCAGUAGGACUGAUGACUUGAUAAACAAGUUUUUUUAGGAUAAAACUGUGGUUUAAUUGGUCUCUAUGAAUCCCUUGUUUUAUUAAGUGUGAAGAAAACAAAAGAUGGAGUAAGAAAGGUACACUGACACUGGGGUAAAAACUCAAACUGAACAUCAGCCCUACUUGCACAGUUGUUCUUAUGUGAAUGCAUUGCAUCCAGAGCAUCUGUUCUAAUCUUAAUGAGAUGUGCUCUGCUCCACAGAAGGAUGUGCUUCCCCCAGCCUUGGGUGGGCGCCUGUUAUUUCCAGAGAUGUAUCUAGAUGUCUCAGGCAGGUUUGUUACUAUAAGGCAUGUUAGAGGAAGGCACUGGAAUACAACUCCCUUCUUUCUUUAUCAUCUUUGAAAACAUUAUUUGUAAUAUGUAUGGACUGUAGAUAAGGGUUGUAAUUGAUAGAUCUUGAAAAGGAAUCUGUAUGAGCAGCCAACCAGGAUAGUUUCAUGGCUUCAGUGGAAGUAAUGCAGAGUUCCAGAUGAGGAAAGUACUUUUUCUGAGGGGCAUCAUCAUCAUGGGAUUUUUGGGAGUUUGUAAGUCUCUUUCCCCUCUCCACCUAUUCAGUCUCAUUCAAGAUUAUAGGUUCCUCCCUCCCUGCUCCCUAUUUGUUUUUGUUAUUCCAAGGGAGAUGAGACACUGUAAGAUGAAAAUAACUGAUUAAAAAAUUAAUUGAAA
Messenger RNA from Lagopus leucura (white-tailed ptarmigan), 3959 nucleotides. RefSeq names its product RWD domain containing 3 (gene RWDD3). NCBI's taxonomy places the organism in Eukaryota, Metazoa, Chordata, Aves, Galliformes, Phasianidae. The transcript has 5 exons. Gene Ontology annotation, molecular function: protein binding. Gene Ontology annotation, biological process: positive regulation of protein sumoylation; positive regulation of hypoxia-inducible factor-1alpha signaling pathway. The coding region runs from base 1 to 1017 and encodes 338 amino acids. The record is from RefSeq and is a predicted model, not a curated record.